Salvelinus namaycush (lake trout) is the source of this 807-nucleotide messenger RNA. Its product is annotated as histone deacetylase 5-like. Gene Ontology annotation, molecular function: histone deacetylase activity. Lineage: Eukaryota; Metazoa; Chordata; Actinopteri; Salmoniformes; Salmonidae. Bases 1 to 807 code for a protein of 268 amino acids. The record is from RefSeq and is a predicted model, not a curated record. Gene Ontology annotation, biological process: chromatin organization. Gene Ontology annotation, cellular component: histone deacetylase complex. The transcript has 6 exons.
AUGUUGCAGACCAUCUAUGAGACCGAGUCCUGCUUCUCCUCAGACGCCGUGUCCAGCAGGGAGCAACCUCUGGAGCUGCUGCCCCAGUCCCAAGUGUCUGCCAUGCCCAGUGCUGCUGUGGAGGUGAAGACAACUCUCCCCUCGGGGAUGCAGAGCCCUGUGGGCGGCAGUGAGCAGGGUGUUGGAGGUGGCGGCGGUCCCGUGGACCUGAGGACAGAUCCCAGGCUGGGACCCCUGGGUGGAGGGGUGGAUCCAGCCAUGAGGGAGCAGCAACUGCAGCAUGAACUGCUCCUCCUCAAGCAGCAGCAGGAGCUUCAGAAACAGCUUCUCUUCGCUGAGUUCCAGAAGCAGCAUGAGGUGCUGACACGCCAGCAUGAGGUUCAGCUGCAGGAGCACCUGAAGCAGCAGCAGGAGAUCCUGGCGGCCAAGCGGCAGCAGGAGCUGGAGCAGAAGAGGAAGCUAGAGCAGCAGAGGCAUGAGGAGCUGGAGAAACAGAGGCUGGAGCAGCAGCUCCUCAUGCUACGCAACAAGGAGAAGGGCAAAGAGAGUGCCAUUGCCAGUACGGAGGUGAAGCUGAAGCUCCAGGAGUUCCUCCUGAGCAAAAAAGAGCCUGGCACACCUGGCGGACUAAACCAUUCCUUCACCCAUAAAUGCUGGGGGGCCCACCACACCUCUCUGGACCCCAACUCCCCCCCUCAGAGUAACACUCCGGGAACGCCGCCCUCCUACAAACUACCCCCGCUACUGGGGUCCUACGAGGGCAGGGACGAUUUCCCUCUCCGGAAGACUGCCUCCGAGCCAAUCUGA